CGGCUAUAAAGGCAAGCGGCCGCGCCCCGUCAGCUCAUCCGGUUGGUCGGUCUCCCUCCCUCCCUCCCUAUCGUCUGUUUCCUUCGGCCGAAAAGCUCCCCGUUCCCUGCCCCUGCUCCGCCCCUCGUCCCCAGCCUCCGCUCCGCUCUUGGUAAUUGGAUACAUGGCCUCACCCGCCACACCGACACAGUCCACCGGCGCCCAGGAGGAGGCCGCGGCCCGCCAGUCGCUCAUCGGGAUCUCCCAGUCCACCCCGGCAGCAGGGGAGGCCCUCAGCGUCAAGUCGCCGAACGGCCGCACGGAACACGGGCAGGACGACAGCGGGGCGGCCGACAAGUCCAGGUCGAUGCUCAUGUCCAUCUCCAACCAGUCCCCGGAGGCUCGCCAGCCCACGCCGUGCCCGCACAGCAACGCCGCUUAAGCUUGAUAUUAGCCCUGUAAUAGUACUGAUUAGCCCUGCAGCCGCAUCUGUCGAUAUGUUGCGCACCCUUGUGUGGCGCUCUUAAUAAUCGCCAUGUUCCUGGGUUUUCGGUGAUGAAAUGAUAUGCAAUGUGGAAUACUACUGAUUACAUAGUUACGUGCAUGGGAUGCGAGUC
Messenger RNA from Triticum dicoccoides, 596 nucleotides. RefSeq lists its product as uncharacterized. NCBI's taxonomy places the organism in Eukaryota, Viridiplantae, Streptophyta, Magnoliopsida, Poales, Poaceae. The record is from RefSeq and is a predicted model, not a curated record. The transcript is spliced from 2 exons. The coding region runs from base 164 to 421 and encodes 85 amino acids.